AUGUCGAGAGGAAGCAGCGCUGGAUUCGAUCGUCAUAUUACUAUCUUCUCUCCGGAAGGCCGUGUCUACCAGGUCGAAUAUGCGUUCAAGGCAAUCAACUCGACAAAUUUGACAGCUGUUGCUGUUAAGGGUAAAGAUACAGCCGUGAUCGCCGUUCAAAAGCGAGUACCGGACAGCUUGAUUGUCGCUGAUACUGUUACUUCGGUUUAUCAAAUCUCUCCAACCGUCGGAUGCUGCGCCAUCGGAAUGAUUCCUGAUGCUAAAUAUCAGAUCAAACGUGCGCAAUACGAGGCCGCAAACUGGAAGUACACUCACGGAUACGAUAUGCCGUGUGAACAGCUUGCCAAGAAAAUGGCCGAUUUAAACCAAUACUACACUCAGAACGCUGAGAUGCGCAGUCUCGGAUGUGCUUUGGUGUUCAUUUCGUACGACGAUGAAGACGGACCAGUUGUGUAUAGAGUUGAUCCGGCUGGAUAUUAUCGCGGAUUGAAAGGAGUAUCUGUUGGUGUCAAACAGGUUGCUGCCACCUCAUUUCUUGAGAAGAAGAUUAAGAAGAAAGCUGAUCUUUCCAAGAACGAAGCUAUUGAAUUAGCUAUUGAAGGGCUUCAGACCGCUCUUGGUGUUGAUGUUCGUUCCAAGGACAUCGAAGUCGUUAUCGUUACCAAAGAAAACACCAAGUUCACAAAGUUGACAAACGACCAGGUCGAACACCAUUUGAAUCAGAUUGCAAACCGCGAUUAA
Caenorhabditis bovis is the source of this 741-nucleotide messenger RNA. NCBI's taxonomy places the organism in Eukaryota, Metazoa, Nematoda, Chromadorea, Rhabditida, Rhabditidae. The record is from the annotation of a GenBank genome assembly.